This is a messenger RNA of Staurois parvus, 300 nucleotides long. The record is from the annotation of a GenBank genome assembly. NCBI's taxonomy places the organism in Eukaryota, Metazoa, Chordata, Amphibia, Anura, Ranidae.
GUAGAACUUUGCCCCCUUGUGCAGGUGGUCAGUGGAACUUUGCCCCCUUGUGCAGGUGGUCACUGGAACUUUGUCCCCUUGUGCAGGUGGUCAGUGGAACUUUGUCCCCUUGUGCAGGUGGUCAGUGGAACUUUUUCCCCUUGUGCAGGUGGUCAGUGGAACUUUGUCCCCUUGUGCAGAUGGUCAGUGGAAGCUUUGUUAGUGUGUAUUUCAAUUAAGACAAAAGAUGUUAAUGUAUAGGUUGUUUUUUCUAAGCUAAAACCUCAGUAUUCAGGUUUAAUUGCAGUGUUGGCACUUUGA